Helobdella robusta is the source of this 288-nucleotide messenger RNA. RefSeq lists its product as hypothetical. The coding region runs from base 1 to 288 and encodes 95 amino acids. The transcript has a single exon. Gene Ontology annotation, molecular function: protein dimerization activity. The record is from RefSeq and is a predicted model, not a curated record. NCBI's taxonomy places the organism in Eukaryota, Metazoa, Annelida, Clitellata, Rhynchobdellida, Glossiphoniidae.
AUGACUACUGAUCUUUCUGUUGUUUUUCAUUUGUGUGACCCCGUACAAUAUCCAAUCACUCAGAAGUUGUUCCGUAUUAUUAAAGCAUGUCCAGUUAGUGUUGCCAGUGCUGAACGUAGCUUCUCAACUCUGCGAAGAAUUAAAACAUGGCUAAGAACACGAAUGACAGAAGACAUAUUAGUCGGAUUGGCACUACUUAAUGUACACAGAGACGUUUUAGUAAAUGUUGAAAAUAUAAUUGAGCGUUUUGCGAAGUCAGGAAAUCGUAAAAUAGAAUUCGUUUUAUAA